AUGGAGCAGUUUCUUGCCACCCAGAAUCAGCUGCUUACCAACAUGGCGAAUACUAUCGCCAAUAUGCAGGCUCAGAUGAACCAAGCUCCACCACCUCCACCACUAGCAUCAAGAGACAGGCACAGGGAGUUCGUGAGCCACAAACCUCCCUCAUUCUCUCACUCAUCUGAUCCUCUGCACGCCGCUGACUGGAUCAAGAUGGUGGAGAAGACGCUGAACAUCAUCCAAUGUACUGAUAGGGAGAAGGUCCUUUAUGCUUCAGGCAAAUUGGAAGGGACUGCUGCAGAUUGGUGGGAUGCUUACACCGUAGCCCAUGACACUCCCAACACCAUCACCUGGCAGGAGCUCAGGAACAAAUUUAGGGAGCACCACAUACCCAAGGGUCUGAUGAAGCUCAAGAAGCAAGAGUUCCUUGCACUAAAACAGGGAUCAAUGUCUGUGAAGGGUUCCAUGGAGAAGUAUUUUUUUUCUCAGAGAGUUCUGAAGUGGCCACUUGGAAACCAAUGGAAUCGUGCUGCAGGUGAUGGGCACUGGAAGACAUCAGGCAAGGACGUGCCGAUCUUUUGCAGUCGCGUCAAUGGUGGAGAGCCUCUGAUGAUCGGGUCAAAGAAAACCCUGGUGUUCUACCAUGGGAAAUCAGAUUUUGGUGAGAACACUGAAUGGGUGAUGCAGGAGUACAGCCUUGUUGGAGCCGGCCUCACACCCUAUCGUGUGAUGAGGCCUGGUGGAAGCAAUAACUUUGGGGAAUCCAGCUCUGCUGCUGCGGCCAUCACCGAGAAAAAUGACAAUCUAUCUGAAGCUCUCAACAAUUCCAAGGUUCCAGUCCUGGUAAAUCCAGAUGAAUCUUGGGUUGUCUGCCGCAUCUACAAGAAGAAGAAGCACAUGCCACGUGUCGUCACUCAGGUUUACAACAUUGCAGAGGGAGGGCAGAUCCCCUUCUACAACUUUCUUGAGCAGGGAAAUUCCAAGGGAAUCGCCAGCUCAAACAUCCUCACCGACAUACCAUUACAGAAUGCAAAGGAUGAUGAAGAGGGUAGGGAUCGCAGCACCAACGUGGAGGCAAACUCCAGGGGGGUGGGCAAGUGA
Messenger RNA from Panicum hallii, 1086 nucleotides. RefSeq lists its product as uncharacterized. The coding region runs from base 1 to 1086 and encodes 361 amino acids. Gene Ontology annotation, molecular function: DNA binding. Lineage: Eukaryota; Viridiplantae; Streptophyta; Magnoliopsida; Poales; Poaceae. The record is from RefSeq and is a predicted model, not a curated record. Gene Ontology annotation, biological process: regulation of DNA-templated transcription. The transcript is spliced from 3 exons.